Coccidioides posadasii C735 delta SOWgp is the source of this 2040-nucleotide messenger RNA. RefSeq lists its product as uncharacterized. The record is from RefSeq and is a predicted model, not a curated record. Gene Ontology annotation, cellular component: cytoplasm. NCBI's taxonomy places the organism in Eukaryota, Fungi, Ascomycota, Eurotiomycetes, Onygenales, Onygenaceae.
AUGAUUCGCGGGCGCGAUGUCUUGCCUCCUCCAACCAUAGCGAGGACUGGGCAGCAGAAGCCCGCUCUACCCCAGAGACCAAAACCACCCGCUCCACCGACCCCGUCGUCCGCCCCUCCUCCUCCUCUGCCAAGCAGGAAGAUUGCACACCACUCCAACGCGCCUCCCACUCUGCCACCCAGAAAAUCCUCCGAUUUGCGCAAAUCAGGCGAUUCAUGCUUCUCGACAUCCUCUGUUUCGACGAGCCGCACCGCAACUAGCCGUUCUAGGGGCUCCUCGCCCAAAAAUGUCCUUCGCGCACCAGCAUGGGGAGAGGCUACGCUGCCUCCAUUACCUCCGAAGAAGGCCAAUGGGAACAGGGUAGCAGGGGAUAGGGAACCUGGAGGCCAGCAUCCGGACACCGUGAUCGCAUCCAACGGGAAGCACCUCUCCCCUAAUGCUUCCUGUCGGGGACGGGUGACUCUACUGGCUCAAUUACAUGAAACGAAAACCGGCAAGAGUCAAGUGGGAGUCCAUAAUGUUAAAGCUCCCCCUUCUUAUGAAUACAAUAGAGGAGACUUCUCAAAGGAUGUUCCUAUAUCAGCCCCCAAGCUUCCAUCACGUCCGAAGCCUUCCAUUCCCACCACGGAAACCCCAAUAUCCGUGGCCAAGAAUCAGAUAUUGCAUGACCCUCCGAGUGUUCCUCAGAGGAAAAUACCACCACCCCCACCGCCGCCUGCGACACUCAAGAAGAUCAAGGAAUCAUCACUCGCUACAUUAAGCAAAUCCAACGGCGUGCCUCCCCCUAUUCCCCAGACCUCACGGAGGUUGGAGAGCAAUCAAUCUCCUGCUCCGACUCCACCUCCGGUUCCGAUUUCUUCUCGCCCUGAUCUAUCUAAACUGCAGGCAACAAAACCACGAAUUGCACCAGCUGCUCCCCCUCCCCCUACAAAUACCCUUCAGUGUCUGAAAUGCCGUGACUUUUCUGGGCCUGAUACGCAUGCGACACGUUUUCCGCGGCAGUCACUCCCAAAACAAGAUCUUUCCUGGCUGGCUGUGCAACUCACCAGUCCGUUCCCUUCUGCCACGGACAAAGCUCGAGUUAUCUUCACAUGGCUCCACCAUAAUAUCGAAUACGAUGUGGUCUCCUUCUUCGACCACUCCGUGAAGCCAUCAACUCCCGAGCAGACCCUACAGACCGGACUGGCCGUGUGUGAAGGUUACGCCGGACUCUUUGAAAGACUGGCAACCCACGCAGGUCUAGAGGCCCGCACGAUCAGCGGACAUGGAAAAGGUUAUGGGUUUGAAAAGCUUGCUCCGGGAUCGCCUCUGCCACCAUUUACGGCCGGUCAUGCUUGGAACGUGGUGCGGAUCGAUGACGGCAAGUGGAAACUCAUCGACUGCUGCUGGGGUGCCGGGUGCGUGGACGGUCAUAACCGGCCAUACAUCAAACGCUUUGCUCCAGAGUGCUUCACCAUGUCGAACGAUGACUUUGGCCUGCGCCAUUAUCCAAGCGAUAAGACCCAGUUCUACCGCGACGACGGCAGACCUAGCAUCUCAUGGGAAGAGUACAUCCUCACCAACGGCCCAAAGGGGGUGGAUGAAUCGGUCACGGUGUUUACAAAUGUAGCUGCCGACCAUGGUAUUGGCGACAUGACCUUCCAACCCCUUUCGAAAUUCAUCUCCAUAAGCACACCCGGACCCAUGCAUUUCGAGUUCGCGCUCAUCUGCGAACACUGGACUCUCACAAAGCACAGCCACAAGAGUGCGCCGUACGUGUUCAUGAUCGGGAUCCAUGGCAUUGACGGCCGAAAGGACGAUUUCGUACCCUUUGAAUACAUUCGCGGCUCAGGCCCAGGCGGUGGAGGAGACCGCUGGUCCCUAGAUAUCCCCGAUCCAACGACUCUAGGCGCCCCGGGACAAACGCUGACACUAUUCGCUCUGACCAGCUAUGGUGAUAACCAAGAUGGCCGAGGUUUAACGGUGCGGGAGUUUCUUGAAAUGAGAGGCAGAAAAGCUAUGGGUUGGUCGGGAGUUGCCCAGUGGCAGCUCGUGGCAUGA